Callithrix jacchus (white-tufted-ear marmoset) is the source of this 817-nucleotide messenger RNA. RefSeq names its product NCBP2 antisense 2 (head to head) (gene NCBP2AS2). The record is from RefSeq and is a predicted model, not a curated record. Lineage: Eukaryota; Metazoa; Chordata; Mammalia; Primates; Cebidae.
AUGGUGCUCCGACGGCUGCUGGCCGCCUUGCUGCACAGCCCGCAGCUAGUGGAUCGUCUGUCGGAGUCGUGGCCUAUCCGACGUGCGGCGCAGCUCACAGCCUUCGCACUGCUCCAGGCCCAGCUGCGGGGCCAAGACGCGGCCCGCCGCCUGCGGGACCUCGCGGCUGGGCCCGCGGGCUCCCUGGGCCGCCGCGUUGAGCGAUUCAAAGACGCUUUCACCCAGGAGCUACGCCGCGGCCUCCGGGGCCGCUCAGGGCCACCACCAGGUAGCCAGAGGGGCCCGGGCGCAAACAUUUAAGCCUGGGCUGCGCGGGGCUGAGGCCGCUUCUGGGCUCUAUUCUGGCCUCGGCGUUGAGGGGUCAUUCCGGGCACUGCGCACGGCCUCGAAUCCUGACUCCGAUUUUUGGCCUGCGGAUAUCCCACUCAGAAGAGCCUAGGCCAGACCGCCGUCUCCGUUGAAGUCUUGUGAUUUGACAAGGCACAGUGUGGAGAAAGACCCCGAAGCCUAACAGAGGUGAAGAUGGGCUGGGUCCAGUCACAGCACCUAUGGAGAGCCACCGGCCGAAGCCACAGAGCCUUUCCUCUGCAAAUGGGAUUGAAACUCUUGACAGAUGCUGCUGAAUCUGCACGGGUAUAGCAGGACACUUAAUUCCAGGGACGAUAUGGAUAAAAAGACCACCCUACAGCUGCCAAAAUCCUUUGAUUAAAUGUGUGAGCUGAUUAAUAGGCAUGAGUGUGAUACUUCUCAGGCAAGAUGGAUGAAGAAUACUGGGGACUGUAGGCCUAUGGUAAUAAUAAACACAUACUUUAUGAAA